Molecule: messenger RNA, 1671 nt
Organism: Gastrolobium bilobum
Lineage: Eukaryota; Viridiplantae; Streptophyta; Magnoliopsida; Fabales; Fabaceae
Product: laccase-4-like
Exons: 6
Coding region: 1-1671 (556 amino acids)
Biological process (GO): lignin catabolic process
Cellular component (GO): apoplast
Molecular function (GO): copper ion binding; hydroquinone:oxygen oxidoreductase activity
Source: RefSeq, a predicted model, not a curated record
AUGGCAGCUAUGGGGAUUCGAAUCAUACUAUUUCUAGCAGCAUGCUUGCUUCCACUAUAUGUUGAAGCCAUGGUUCGCCACUACAAGUUCAAUGUGGUGCUGAAGAAUGCCACAAGAUUGUGUUCAAACAAGCCCAUUGUCACCAUAAAUGGAAAGUUUCCAGGUCCUACCAUCUAUGCUAGGGAAGAUGACGCUGUUCUUGUUAAGGUGGUCAACCAUGUCAAAUACAAUGUUAGCAUCCACUGGCAUGGGGUUAGACAACUGCGAACGGGCUGGGCCGAUGGGCCAGCAUACAUAACCCAAUGUCCAAUUCAACCGGGCCAGGUUUAUAUGUACAACUUCACCCUUACAGGCCAGAGAGGCACACUUUGGUGGCAUGCACAUAUCCUCUGGCUUAGGGCCACUGUCCAUGGUGCAUUGGUCAUCUUGCCUAAGCUUGGAGUUCCUUACCCUUUUCCCAAACCCCGUAUGGAACAAGUUAUCAUAUUGAGUGAAUGGUGGAAAUCAGAUACUGAGGCUAUAAUAAAUGAAGCUUUGAAAUCUGGGUUGGCCCCUAAUGUCUCAGAUGCCCACACAAUCAAUGGUCACCCAGGACCUGUUCAAGGUUGUGCUUCACAAGGAGGAUUCACAUUCAAAGUUCAAUCAGGAAACACCUACUUGCUAAGAAUCAUAAACGCUGCACUCAAUGAAGAGCUCUUCUUUAAGAUUGCUAACCAUAAACUCAUUGUUGUUGAGGUUGAUGCCACCUACACAAAACCUUUCAAAACUGAUACCAUUGUUAUAGCACCUGGCCAAACCACAAAUGUGCUUCUAACAACUGAACAUGCAACUGGCAAAUACUUGGUUGCAGCAUCUCCUUUCAUGGAUGCUCCUAUUGCAGUUGACAACAACACUGCCACUGCCACUUUACACUAUUCAGGCACCCUUGGUUCCACUAUCACCACCCCCACUUCAGUGCCUCCUAAAAAUGCUACUUUACUUGCUACUAGUUUUACAAACUCCCUUAGAAGCUUAAACUCCAAAAAGUACCCUGCAAGAGUCCCAUUAAAGAUUGACCAUAACUUGCUCUUCACUGUUAGUCUUGGUAUCAACCCUUGUGCUACUUGUGUGAAUGGAAGUCGGGUAGUAGCAGAUAUCAACAAUGUCACCUUUGUGAUGCCUAAAAUUUCUCUUCUUCAAGCACAUUUCUUCAACAUUAAGGGAGUUUUCACAUAUGAUUUUCCUGGAAAUCCUCCUAUAGUCUAUAACUUCACAGGGACACAACCACCAAAUUUCAUGACCAUGAGAGGGACAAGACUCUAUAGACUUGCUUACAACUCUACAGUUCAAUUAGUCUUGCAAGAUACUGGAAUGAUAGCACCUGAGAACCAUCCUAUUCAUCUUCAUGGCUUCAAUUUCUUUGUAGUUGGUAAGGGACAAGGGAAUUUCAAUCCCAUAAAUGACACCAAAAAAUUUAACCUUGUUGAUCCUGUGGAGAGAAAUACAAUUGGUGUCCCAGCUGGGGGAUGGACUGCUAUUAGAUUCAGGGCUGAUAAUCCAGGGGUAUGGUUUAUGCAUUGCCAUUUGGAAAUUCAUACAACAUGGGGACUGAAGAUGGCAUUUGUUGUGGACAAUGGUAAAGGACCAAAUGAAUCUCUAUUACCACCUCCAAGUGACCUCCCUAGGUGUUGA